AUGGCGGAUUCUUUCAACAUCCUGACUUCCCCCCCUGACAACACCUCUGGCCUGGUGACCGUCAGCGGAGAAGAGCCACCCAUGCUACGCUGGGUGUUCCUCGAUGCCGAGACGCACGAGAUGCGCUGGGGCGGGCGUCCCGACAGUCAGGGCCACGUCUGUGGGCCGUACGACUGGACUAAAGAUGAACAAUACGUGACGCUAGAAGGGUGGCAAGGGUGGUUGGCGGUGCGAUUGUCGGAAGACGAUGCCCGGGAUCAGUCGGAUCGCGAGCUGGGGAUCGUCGACGGCGAAGAGGUAUGGCGGCUGUAUUUCGACCAGAAUGACGAUGGAGCCGAUCUGCCGCCCGGGGCGCAAGGGCUGGAAAUUCAACUCAAGCGAGUCAUGGCGGAACAAUGA
Messenger RNA from Penicillium argentinense, 399 nucleotides. RefSeq lists its product as uncharacterized. Lineage: Eukaryota; Fungi; Ascomycota; Eurotiomycetes; Eurotiales; Aspergillaceae. The coding region runs from base 1 to 399 and encodes 132 amino acids. The record is from RefSeq and is a predicted model, not a curated record. The transcript has a single exon.